This is a messenger RNA of Cladophialophora yegresii CBS 114405, 861 nucleotides long. RefSeq lists its product as uncharacterized. The transcript has a single exon. Bases 1 to 861 code for a protein of 286 amino acids. The record is from RefSeq and is a predicted model, not a curated record. NCBI's taxonomy places the organism in Eukaryota, Fungi, Ascomycota, Eurotiomycetes, Chaetothyriales, Herpotrichiellaceae.
AUGGCCUACGUCGACCUCGGCUACUCAGCCUUCGAGCAAAGCGACGAGUUCCUCCACCCUGAGACCGGCUGCGUGCUUACACUCCGCUACGGACAGGCCAAUGUGCGACAUUACAUGGGCGGCAACCACCAGGAUACGCGACCCGUCUUGAGAAGACCCGAAGACCUCCUUUUCCGCAUCAGCCAUCCAGCAGGCUACACCUGGGACGACUACGCGUCGGGACCAGAACAAAUGGAGCAGAUCAUAGGGCUACCGAAGAGAGACAAUCCGUGGGACCGCUGGAUCGUGCGAGGAGACGUCCCCCUCCACGGCAGGUUCGAAAUCGGCACGCUCGACCAGCUGCGCUCUCAGUGGAACGAUUCGCUCCCUGACGUCGCGCCUGGGGUUCUUACGGCCCACCAGCCUCCUCCCGCAGGUACCUGUGCUGAAACAGCCAAAGGAAACGUCGCGCUAGAUCGCAUGAACCGUGGCGGACCCAUGCAAGCGCCUAUUCCUGCCGUGGACCAAGCUAUCGUGGCUAGACAGCGCCUUGGAGGCCCGAGUACUGCCUUCGACCAAGCAUAUCCAGGUGUGCGGAUUCCGCAGCCUGUUGCUGGUCCGAACGUCGGCGCACCUCAAGUACAUCAACCACUGCAGCAAGUGCAGGCCGCUCCGCCUUCAACCCAUCAAGCUCCUCCAGUGCAACAGCAACACCACCAGGGUCAUCAGGGUCAAGACCAACCUGAUGACGAUAUGAUUGACCCCUUCCUGUUGGCUGUGCAAGCGGGACAACUGGCUGGGCAGCAGCCCUACCUAACCAGCACGGAUGAGCAAGGCGACGACUUUGACGAUGGAGCGGGCCAGGGCUACAAUCAGCAGUAG